Molecule: messenger RNA, 5967 nt
Organism: Hemiscyllium ocellatum (epaulette shark)
Lineage: Eukaryota; Metazoa; Chordata; Chondrichthyes; Orectolobiformes; Hemiscylliidae
Gene: slc30a6
Product: solute carrier family 30 member 6
Exons: 15
Coding region: 20-1630 (536 amino acids)
Biological process (GO): transmembrane transport; monoatomic cation transport
Cellular component (GO): membrane
Molecular function (GO): monoatomic cation transmembrane transporter activity
Source: RefSeq, a predicted model, not a curated record
CCGGCGGCCGCGGAGCAAGAUGGCGGAGGACACGUCUCGGUAUCUGAGCGGGGACUAUUACCCCCGCAAAUUCGGGCCCAAGCCCGAUGUGGUGCCCUCGGGGGUGACCGAGAGGAAGGUCUUCCCGUUCGGCAACGGCCUGGACAAGCCGGACAUGGUGGCGGUGGAUGUGGUGAAUGUGAAGGAGGCGGAGGAGGAAGGGUACAAGAGAAAACUGGAUACCAGUACUUAUCUUUUGGGUACGAUUCAUCCGUUUCACAAAACACACAGAUCUCUUGGUGGAAAGUUUACCCAAGAAUUUCUGCUGGUCUCAGCUGAUAGGCGGUCAUGGAAGAUCUUGCUCUUUGGAUUGUUAAACUUGAUUUGUACAGGCUUUCUUCUGAUGUGGUGCAGCUCCACAAAUAGUAUGGCUUUAACUGCUUACACAUAUCUUACCAUUUUUGAUUUUUUCAGUUUGAUGACUUGCCUAAUAAGUUUCUGGGUGACUUUGAAGAAACCUAGUUCAGGGUACUCUUUCGGGUUUGAGAGGUUUGAAGUAUUAGCAGUGUUCGCUGCCACUGUCCUGGCACAGCUUGGGGCUCUCUUUAUACUCAAAGAAAGUGUGGAGCGAUUUCUAGAACAGCCUGAAAUUCAUACGGGGCGCCUCCUUGUUGGUACCUUUGUGGCCCUGUUUUUCAAUUUGCUUACCAUGCUGUCUUUGAAGAACAAGGCUUUGUCUUACGUCUCUGAAGCUGCUAGUACAAGUUGGCUCCAGGAACAUGUUGCUGAUCUAAGCCGAAGUUUAUGUGGAAUAAUUCCAAGUUUAAGCAAUAUCUUGCUUCCUCGCAUGAAUCCAUUUGUCCUGAUUGACCUUGCAGGAGCACUGGCACUUUGCAUCACCUACAUGCUGAUUGAAAUAAAUAAUUAUUUUGCAGUGGACACAGCCUCAGCUAUAGCCAUUGCUGUUAUGACAUUUGGCACCAUGUAUCCUAUGAGUGUCUAUAGUGGAAAGGUUCUGCUUCAGACAACACCUUCACAUGUGAUAGGACAACUGGACAAACUUUUAAGAGAGGUCUCCACUCUAGAUGGCGUUCUCGAAGUGAGGAAUGAGCACUUUUGGACCCUUGGAUUUGGAACUCUGGCUGGCUCUGUACACGUCCGGAUCAGGAGAGAUGCAAAUGAACAGUUGGUGCUGGCCCAUGUGACCAACCGCCUAUCCACACUUGUUAAAACUUUAACUGUUCAGAUAUUUAAGGACGAUUGGGUUCGACCGUUACUGGUUACAGGAUCAGUCCCAAGCAAUAUACUGAAUCCCUUGGACCAUGCCAAUAUUGCACCAGUUCCAGCUGUCAAACCUAUGGAUGAUAUGAACCCAAUCACCUCUACCCCAGCAAAACCAUCCAGUCCUCCUCCUGAAUUUUCCUUCAACACACCAGGCAAGAACAUCAACCCAGUCCUCCUACCAACUGCCCCACCAACUAGACCUUAUGGCUUAGGUCUCAAUUAUGGAAUUGUUUCAUAUGGAGGUGCUCCCCAUAGCAUUGGGAGACCUGCAACAGGAAUGACUCAGGGAUUCAGAACUGGAUUGUUUAAUAUUCCGAAUAGAUAUGGAACAGGCACUCAAGGUCAUCUUAACCAGUUCAGGUCAUAAGUACAUUGCAGUGGUGCAUGAUGCAAAGGUAUGCUUCAAGUUAGUUCCUCUUAAAUUAAAAUUUUUAGGUGAGGAACUCUUUUUUUUUACAUUGGGGAUCAUAUAGGUUUGUGUUAUUACCUCCAUAGAUUAGGUGAGAUCAUUUCUGUCAUAUUUUAUGUUCUUAAUAUUUUUGCUUAAAAUUGUGCAUUUACAAACUCCAAAUAUAUGUGGAAUGUGUUACACUAAAAAAAGGUUAUUUGCUUUCUGAAAUAUUAAUGUAUUCUUUUCAAAGUGCUUAGAAAAAAAAAGUACUUUGCCAAGGAUGGUCUAGAGAUUCCCUAAAGUACGUCUCCAUAUAUUUGACCAUCAGACUAUGAAAGAUAGUGUCCUACUGACAAAUUAAUGGACCUCUUCUCUUGAUUUAAUGCUUCUAAUUAAAUAAAAUUUCUGACAUUUGAGGAACUGUGGUCCAUGAGCAAGUAUCGUGGACUCGAUAUCACUGGGGGACGUUUUAAUUGUUCAGGUGACCUCAUCGAGUAAUGUAAAUGCCUUUUUGAAGCACUGCAGCAACUCGAUCAAUGACUCCGCUUGUGAUGCCUGUUUCAAAGUUUGCAGAUCCAUUUCAUAUGUACUGUAAUGAGCAUUGCAAGGCUUUAACAUUUACAGUGCCAAUGAAAUUUAACCCAUUUGAAGAAAUGAAUAUGACAUAUUAAUUCACACAGGAAAAUAACAAUCUUAUUACCAAUUUUUGGUCUGUCACUUACAGCCUUUAUCUAGUUCUCAAGAAAGGACGUGAUUAUUGCUUUCAGUGUUAAUGAAGUUUAAAGUUACAUAUACUUGCUUUGGAGGCAAACCAGCCAUCCAUUUGGGUGAAUAGAUUGACUUCGCUUUAAGGGAAGGUUGGUCUAUGUAGCUCUGUUUCUGAACCCAGGGUAUCCAUGCAUUAUGUGCAAAAGUUCCUUCAGGUAUUCAAGUAUAAUUAGUCAGUUUUGAUUUUGCUGUCUGGUUAUAUUCAUUAUAAGUACGGGACUGUCACUGUAAAUAUCUCUUAGAUAAACCUGCAUUCCUGUGUUAUGAGAAAUAAACUGUAUAAACUGUAUAGAUGAUCAUUUUGUUCAGGGCUUUUCUAGAGAAAUAUACAUGAAAAUAUUUUGUAUUUAAAUACUAUUGCUAUAACAGCUCUUAUUAUAAAUAUAUACUGUUGCUUUCACUAUUAAUAUAGAUAUGUGGUAUAUUUGUCACCAAAAUGUACAAAGCCAGAUAUUUCUCAAAAACAAUGCUGAUUCAGUUAUAACUGAAGCAUGGUAAAGAUUGUAUGUUUGUUAUGUGUUACUGUUAUAUUGAUCAGUAAAGUGAAAACUCAAACUAAAAGCUGUGUAAUGAGCAGCAGUAGUUUUGUGUUGAUAUGAUUCAUGCUGUAUUAAAAUGAGAUUUUUAAAAGUAAUAUUUAAAUUUGCAAUAAAAUAUUAGCAUUAUUUUAAAAUGAGCCAAAGUAUUUUUUUGAGAAUCAUUUUGUUUUUAUCUUAAAAAGCUCAUAGGAAUAAUGGAUUAGAUAGAGUUAAGGGCGUUCUUGUCCGAGUAUAAUUGCCCUCCUCAAAUUAUAAGUACAUUUAGGAGAUGGAUCUUUUUCAAACUGUGUGGCUAAUGACUGACAGUAUCCGGGACAUUUGUGCCACGUAUUCCAUAAAUAUGAUAAAAUACAACCUCUGGAAGACUUCCCUUUACUAACCAUACUUUGUUACUCUGUGGUUUUCAAACUUUUCAUCUGGGGAUCACCUAUCUCUUGUACCCCAUUUUUCUCUUGUGAUAAAAUUCAACUAGAAAAAUGUUAAUACCACAUUCCGGCAGUUGUUCUUUGUUUGCAGCCCACAAAUGUUGGAAAUCCAAUCGCGCAGUUGUGCGCGUCAUGUAACGUAAUCUUGCUUCAAAAGCUAUGCUGGCACUUGUGAUGCCUAACAAUGUACACACACAGGACCCAGUCUGGUUGUGAAAUAGUCUGCACAUUGUGAUAUGAGGGUUUCGACCUGAUACCUCAACCAUUACUUUAAUCAGUUUAUGGACCACCUGGUCGAUUCUCAUGGGCCACGAGUGGUCUGUAAACCACACUUUGAGAUCUAUUGUUCUAACUGAGGCAAAUCAUUAUCCAAACUACAUCCACAUCCAUAUUAUUGGCCACUAGUUCGACUACUAUAGCAUGUCUUUAUGGGCUCCAGACUAAAGUAUUAUAAUAAUCCUUAACUCCGAUUUGUUGAAAACUGCUAAAAUAUUAAGUCCCAUGCGAUUAUAUUCCUCACACUCCCACCCCAUUUCAACACCCUUGUUUUGUCCUAAAUCCCUUGCUCAUUCUCCUCUUUCUCUGUCUCUAUCCCUUUCUUGGCCUCAGCUUUGGAGUGCACCAACUGUUUGAAGUUCAAGCAUCUUCAGCUUAGGAUUUAUGAGCGGGAGAUAGAACUAAAGACAUGGUGUUAAGCUAUCUGGAUUCUUUGUACCUGUAAGCAGUCACAUACUACUUAGGAUAGGGUUUUCUGAGUUGGCCUGUGGUCAAGGACGGGAAGGUGUGGCUGUGAGUGAGGCAAGUAAGAAGACACAGAGUGCAAGGGUGUGAGCCUUUUCCAAUUUCCAAUAAAUUUGAGGUUCUCUCAGCCUGUUUGGAUGGAUGUGCAAACUGACUGCAGUUCAGGAAGUCAUUGAAGUGUGAGGAACAACAAGGAGUGUAGUAGCAGUAGACAAUAGAGUAGUAAGCAGAAAGAUUCAGUUAUCUGCAGCAAGGAGGGAAAGUCCAGAAGAAUGUGUUGCCUACCCAUUCAGAACAUUUGGUCAAGGCUGGAAAAUAAGUUGGAGUGGAAGACGGAAAAAUAAAAUCUCAAGGAAUGGGAGUACGUAUUUACAUGGAUAGAGGAUUGGCUGUUUGGCCAAAGGUAGAAUAUACAUAAGUAGGUCUUUGCCUAAUUGGCAUGAUAUGAUGAGUGGAAUCCUGCAGAAUCUGUGCUGGAGCAUAACAUUUUCAAUUCACAUCAAUGACUUAGACAAGGGAAAUGAUGACAUGGUAGCUAAAUUCAUGGAUAUUCAUAGAUAUUUGCCUAAUCACUCAACUUAAACAUAUCAUUAUGUCUUCUCCUACCUUGAAGUCAAGGUAGGAGAAGACAUAAUGAUAUGUUUAAGUUGAGUGAUUAGGCAAAUAUCUAGCAGAUAGAGUAUAAUGGGGCAAGUUAUGAAGUUGUUACUUUGGCAUGAAGAAUAAAAAAAGCAGAGUAUUGCUUAAAAACCGAUUGACUGCAGAAAUCUGAGAUACAGAGGGAUUUAGGUGCUCUGGUGCAUAAGUCAUUGUUAAAAUGCAAACGUAACAUGCUAAGUUAAUAGAAUUUUUUUUUAUUUCAAGGAGAAUUGAAUAUAAUUUAAGGGUGUUAUGUUUCAUUUAUGCAGGGUAUUGAUGAGAUCACACCUUGAGUACUGUGUGCAAUUUUGGUCUCCUUAUUUAAGGAAGGAUGAAAAUGCAUUGGAGGCACUUCAGAAAAAGUCUACUAGAUGGAUAGCUGGAAUGAAUGGGUUGUCUUAUGAUAGAUUGGAUAGCCUCGACUAGUUUUUGUUGGCGUUUACAAGAUUAAGAGGCAACUUCAAAGAUAUGCAGGUUGGAUGGAUUGGCAAUGGUAAAUUGACCAUUGUGCAGACUAAGUGGAUUAUCCAUGGGAAAUCAGGGUUAUGGGUAUAGGGUGGGGGAGUGGUUCUGGGUGGGAUGUUAUUUGGAGGGUCGGUGUGGACUCAACAGGCCAAACCAUAAAGACUUUAUGAUUCUAUGACUUCAUUGAAGUAUAUAAGACCCUGAAAAGUCUUGAAAAGAUGGAUAUGAAAAGGAUGCUUCCUAGGUGGCUCUGUUUGAAAAUGGUGGAUAGAUUCUUGUUCAGCAGGAGAAUCAAAGAGUGUUCAGAGUAGGUGGAAAUGAUUAAUUUGAAACACAAACCAAUCAGCCGUGAUCUUAUUGAAUGGCGGAGCAGGCUUGAGGGAAUGAAUGAUCUCCUCCUAUUCUUUAUAUCUCUCUAGCAAAGCCAUCAAUUUUUUCAGUACUACUCCAUAGAACUCUCUCACUAAAACAUCCUGCCUUGGAAACAUUUCUCUUGAAGCUCAUUACGGAUCAACUAUCCCAACCUAUUAGUUGAACAUGAUAAUUAGGACAUACCAGACAAAUGCAUGAUAAGGGAUGAAACCUAAAGAGGAAAAUCAAAUGAUUCUAGAGGAACACAUUGGCUCAUUUUUAGCUUAUUUUUCAAUAAAAGUUUUAUUUAACAAUGAGUAAAUUGAAAAUGGUGACAACAGCCCAUUUAAAAAUGUGUGUGUUGAACAACUGAACAAUGUGCUGA